GUUACCGUUCGGGGUUCAGCCUCGUAUCGAACUCGCAACGUCACGUCCAGUAGUGCACAGUCUUGAUCUCUACAACCCCCUUCGCCUAUUCUCCCCCUCCGAAACAAAUAGCAGUCUUCUGACAAAAACGCCUGAAUCGUCCCGUUGGAACCUAAACUAAACGCUUCGCGAGGUCAUCUACACGUCAACCGCCCGAGCGUACGCGCAACUCGAUCACACCUGGAACUCGGUUACCUUUCGAGUGACAUCUUAAAGUCGUCUUCGAAACACCACCUCUCCGCAUCUUUGGCUGUGUUCAUCAAUUCUUCCAUCUCGUCAAGAACACGUACCGAUCGAUCGCGUACAAGAGAUCAAACGGACGAGUCAAGAUGUCGAACCCUACCUCGAAAUAUGCGUCGCAGCUACAGAUGCUAUCUCCGCUAUUCCCCGAUUGGGAUGAGGAUGCUCUAGCAUCAGUACUUGCAGACACCAAGGGAAAUGCAGAGGAAGCAGCUGUAUUGAUCACGGACGGCCGAGCGACCAAGUUCACUACCGCUUCGCGAAAGAAAGAAAAGAAAUCCGCAGCCUCGAAGCCGAACGGUCACACCAACGGGAACGCCGAUUCGGGUGGUUUCGCUGCGGGUGACUCGACCGGGUUUUCGGGUCGAGGUGGUUUCAGAGGUGGACGAGGAGGCAGCCGAGGUGGUCGUGGAGGAAGUGACUCUUUCCGAGGUACCGUGCGAGGUGGUAGAGGAGGUUCUCGAGGCGGUCGCGGCGGUUUCCGUGGUGGACGAGACGCCAACGGUCUUCCUAGCGACAUUUUGGCAGAGCAUUCAACAUCCGCAUGGGGAUCCACAUCCGGAGAGGCUCCUUCUAGCGAGGUUGCCGUAACCACGGAAGACGCUUGGCCUGUAGCUCAGGAAGAGACUUCCGCCCCCAAGACCUCGAACAACGAGGAAUUCGCAGCUUCUGCCGGCUGGGGAGAUGCACCUACAAAGGCCGAGACGGAUGCCGCGUUAGAGUCGGCCGGCGGUUGGGGAGACGCACCGUCUGCGAUCGGGGAUGUACCACCCGUUCCCAAGAAGGCUGCCACCACGAUUCCCAAGGGAGCCAAGCUCAGUUGGGCUCAGAUCGCCAAGCCGCCUCCUGCACCUGCCCCUAAGCCUGCGCCCCCUCCCCAGGCUGCUCCUGCAGCUGUUCCCGAACCUCAAGCUUCUGAACCCGAAGCCCCCGCUGCUCCUGAAGCCACUCAGCAAGAAGAAUCCGAACCCGAGCCCGUCGAGGAAGUCAAGCAGGAAGAGCUCGACUUGUCCUCCCAGCAGAUGGAUCAGCCCGAAAUCGUCGAGGAUCAGUCAGAAGAGCUAGAACCCGUACAAAUUCAAGAGCCAGAGCCUGCCCAAACGCAAGAAGAUCCCCUUCAGGAGCCCGAGGUCGCUGCCGCUGAGCCUAUGAAGGACCCUUGGGCUAGCGUGCAAGCCCCUCCUUCUGCUUGGGAACAGACGACUCAAGUCAAGGAGUCAUCCGCUCCCGCCGUGCCUGAAGCCAGCAAGCCUUCUGACUCGUAUGCUGGACCUCCUGGAUUCAACCCUGCCGUCAAAGCCGCUAUCGCGCCCGUCAGGACCAACUCGCGUGCCGCUCUUCGAUACAAGACGGAUGGACAGGCGGUCAUGUUGCCUGGAUCCGGAGCUGCCAGCUCUAGCCUCGACAUGAAGUUCGGAAGCUUGAACUUUGGUAACGCUGAUGCCGAUGAGCAAGAGCAAGCCGAACCGGCCCAGGAGGCUCCAGUACAGCAGCAAUCAGAACCCGUUGUACAGGAGCAGCAGCGCGAACAAGCUCAGGCUAUUCCCACUUCGAGCCAGCCGGCUAUUGUUGCUCAACAACCACCGACCUCCCAGCCUGUUCAAUCGGCGCAGAUGGCUUCGCCUGCUGUAGCCGCCGCCCAGCAGUCGGCUUACGGUGCCACGUCGGGAUACUACCCCUUCCAGGGAUACGGUCAAUAUGGCCAGUCCCAGGCUCAACAGCCCUUGCCCCAGCAAUACUACCAACAGUCGGCUCCUCAGCAGCAGCAACAACAGCCCCAGCAGACCGCUUCGGCAUCUCCGGUUGUCAAGGAGUCGCAGGCAGUCGCAUCGAACGAGCAACAGGGCUCCAGCCAGCAGGGUUACUACCAACAGCAACAGCAGCCAAACGACUACCAGUCGCGUUACCAAGACGCUUAUGGCCAGUCGCAGGCUCAGCAGCAGCAACAGCAGCAGCAGCAGCAGCCAUCUCAACAGCAGUCGGCUUACGGCAACUUCGGACCACAGGCUGCUUAUGGCUACGCUCAGCCUCAGGUUCACCAGGCGCAACCUCCUCAGCACGCCACGACACCGGAUAUCUACUCCACGGAAUCACAACGAUCGCAACAGUCAUUGUACGACUCGUACGCUGCCAGUGGAUACCCUCGUCAAGCCAGUCAAGAAGCGCCCAAGCAGGCCACACCUCAGCCCUUGUCUGCCCAGACAUCCGGAUUGGCGUCUCCCGCUGCUCAACCUCAACAGCAGGUUCCUAGUGGCUACUAUGGCGGCGCCGGGAUGAGCGGAUACUAUGCUCCCUACAACCCGUACUUCCAGUACGGUCAAGCUCCUACUCCCGGUUACCAGUCGUAUUAUCCCAUGCCUCAGGCCGCUCGAGGUCCAUACCAGCCGGCCCCUGCAGCUUCUUCCGGCCCCUUGAUGGCCCAGGCCGCUAGCAGCAAGCCCGGCAGCACCGCGACUGCACAGGGUCACUAUGGCGGUCAAACCUCUACCUACGACGACUCGUCUUACUUGGCAAGGUACGGCGACAACAAGGCGACCCAGCAACAGCAGCCUUUCGGCUAUCAAUCGCAGUUUGCCUCGCAAAACUACCUUGGCACCCCAACUCCCCCCACCUCUCUUCCUGGCGCUGCUGCUUCAACUCGCCCUGGUCAGGCGGCUGAGGAAGAUCCCUACAAGACUGGCGUGAGCGGGAUCGGCCGCACCAACUCGGCUACCGGUACUCAGUCGAUGCCCAACCAACAGCAGCAACAACAACAACAGCAGCAGCAACAACAACAACAACAGCAACAGCAACAGCAGUUGGGUGCUGCCCAGCAGCAAUUCCCUAGCUACGGCUACUCUACCGGGUACCCUCAGCAAAACGACUGGGCUCAAUACGCUCAGUACCGUGGAGGCCAGCAGGGAGGUUACUGGUCUUAAGCUCAUCACGGCGACUUGGCGAAGGAUACCGAUGACAUGAGAGGAUGUCGAUGUCAGGUUUACGCGGCGGCAGACGGAAAGGCUCAGCUAUUCGAUCGUUCAUUACUUUGUGCUUCAUGAAAAGCGUCUAUCGAACGCCUCUUGCAAAUGUAAUACCAUAACACAACUGACGUAUCAUGUCCGCCAUCGAAAGUCGAUCGGUCGGACUCUAGCCUAGAUUUCGGUGGACCUGAAAGCAAAUCUGAUCUCUC
Filobasidium floriforme is the source of this 3448-nucleotide messenger RNA. RefSeq lists its product as uncharacterized. Gene Ontology annotation, molecular function: ubiquitin binding. The coding region runs from base 369 to 3197 and encodes 942 amino acids. Lineage: Eukaryota; Fungi; Basidiomycota; Tremellomycetes; Filobasidiales; Filobasidiaceae. The record is from RefSeq and is a predicted model, not a curated record. Gene Ontology annotation, cellular component: cytoplasm; nucleus. The transcript has 7 exons.